CCCAGCGUGCACGGUGCGCGACGCAGCGCGUGGGGCUGCAUGUGAAAUCAAUCGAUACUCGGCGUCCAUCCCAUCCCAGCCCAGCGGCAGGCGAGCGGCGUGCACGCAGCAGGCAGCAGGCAAGGCGGGCAGGCUCAGGGCGAAGUGCCGUCGCUGGUGGAGUUGGGGAGAGAGCGAGUGGCGCAGGGAUGCAGCUCUGAGUUGCACCGCAGCCGCCUCCCACCACCACUACCACCACCAUCACCUUCCUGCUCCUGCUCCUACUCGUGCUGCGUGAGCCCGCGCGUAUUUGACCGGCACACCGGCCGGCCUGCCAGGGACCAAGAGGGGGGCUACAGGAACCAGGGGGAGCUCCGGUGGAGACUCCUCUGGUCCAGAGGAACGACGACGACUUGAAGCGGUGGUGUCAAUCCUGAGAUCGAGAGAGUUUCCCGAGACAGGGAGUCAAAGCUUCACCCGAGCGCCUAGAGACCCUGCGAAGCACGGAGUCACAAACUGCACUUGUCCAACGCAGAAGCAGCGACGGCGUCAGGGGCCAUGCAGGACCCGGACAAGCAGCAGGGCUCGCUGGCGUGGGGCGCGCGUGAGAUCGCCCGCCACGUGAAGAAGCAGGCGACGCGCGGCACGGACCGCGUGCAGGAUGAGCACACGCGGCGCUCCUACUCGCGCUUCGGCGACGAGGACGACGACGACGAGGAGGCCGGUGACGCCGGGGUGGGACGCGGAGCCGCGGGGUCCCCCACGGGCCGCGCCGGGGAGAGCGAGGGCUCGAGCGAGGCCACGGAGGGGCACGACGAGGAGGACGAGGUCUACGAGGGCGAGUACCAGGGGGUCCCCGCCGGGGGGAAAUCGGGCCACGCCACGGCGUGGGAGAACGAUGUGCGGAAGACGGGCUUGGAGGGCGAGGCGGAGCGCGUGAGCGAGCAGGAGGAGCUGGCGCAGCAGUACGAGGUCAUCCUGCAGGAGUGCGGCCACGGCCGCUUCCAAUGGGGCCUCUUCUUUUCGCUGGGCCUGGCGCUCAUGGCGGACGGAGUUGAGAUGUUCGUGGUCGGCUUCGUGCUGCCCAGUGCCGAGCGCGACGUCUGCUACAGUCGCGAGAACAAGGGCUGGCUCGGCGGUUUCGUGUACGUGGGGAUGAUGAUCGGGGCGCUGCUCUGGGGCGGCCUGGCCGACCACAUGGGCCGGAGGCAGAUCCUCCUCGUGUCCCUCUCGUUCAACGGCUUCUUCUCCUGCCUCUCCUCCUUCGUGCAGGGCUAUGGGGCCUUCCUCUUCUGCCGAUUCCUCUGCGGGAUCGGCAUUGGCGGCGCGGCGCCGAUCGUCUUCUCGUACUUUGGCGAGUUCCUGUCACGGGAGAAGCGCGGAGAGCACCUGAGCUGGCUGUGCAUGUUCGGCAUGAUCGGCGGCAUCUACGCAUCCGCGAUGGCCUGGGCCAUCAUCCCGCACUACGGCUGGAGCUUCAGCAUGGGCUCCGCGUACCAGUUCCACAGCUGGCGCGUGUUCGUCAUCGUGUGCGCCCUGCCCGCCGUGUCGGCCGUCGUGGCGCUCACCUUCAUGCCGGAGAGCCCUCGCUUUCUCCUGCAGAUGGGGAAGCACGACGAGGCGUGGAUGGUGCUCAAGCAGGUGCACGACACCAACAUGCGCGCGCGGGGCCACCCCGAAAGAGUCUUCACUGUGACGCAGAUCAAGACCUUGAAGCAGGAGGACGAGCUGGUGGAAAUGACGUCGGACACCGGAGCCUGGUACCGCCGAUGGCCCAUGCGCACGGGCACGCAGCUGCACGCGAUAUGCAAGACCCUGCGGAAGUGCUUUGCCGGUCCCAUCAGGAGGACCUCUUUAAUGCUGGUGGCUGUCUGGUGCACUCUCUCCUUCGGCUAUUACGGGCUGAGUGUAUGGUUCCCGGAGAUAAUCAAGCAGCUGCAGAACGAGGAGUACGCGAAGCUGCUGAAGAUCCACAACAAGCAGAGUGUGGUGGACACCACCUUUAAUUUCUCCAUGGCAAACCAGGUCCACAACAAUGGGGAGUUCGUCAAUGACAGGUUCGUGCACAUGAAGUUCAAGUCUGUAACGUUCAACAACUCAAUAUUCAGAAACUGCUACUUUGACGACGUUACCUCCUUGAGCACUUUCUUCGUGAACUGCACCAUCAUCAACACAACAUUUUACAACACAGACUUCUUCGCGUUCAAGUUUGAGGGCAGCCUGCUUCUCAACACCACAUUCGAGAAGAACAAAGUCGGCUGCCACAUCGGCUACAGCAAUGACUACAGUGCCUUCUGGGUCUACUUCGUCACGUUCCUGGGCACGCUGGCCGUGCUGCCCGGCAACAUUGUGUCGGCGCUGCUCAUGGACCACAUCGGCCGUCUCAACAUGCUGGGUGGUUCAAUGGUGCUUUCCGGCAUCAGCUGCUUCCUGCUGUGGUUCGGGAACAGCGGCGCUACCAUGAUCGGCAUGCUGUGCCUCUAUAACGGCCUCACGAUCUCGGCGUGGAACUCGCUGGACGUGCUCACCGUUGAGCUCUUCCCAACUGACCGCAGGGUCACGGGCUUCGGCUUCCUCAACUGCCUGUGCCGGCUCGCCGCGGUGCUCGGCAACGUCAUCUUCGGUUCCCUGGUGACCAUCACCAAGGUGGUCCCCAUCCUGAUCGCCUCCACCGUCCUGACGUUGGGAGGACUCAUCGCUUUCCGGCUGCCUGACACGCGCAACAUCGUUCUCAUGUGAGCGGAGGGGGGGCUACCAUUUGGUCCCGCUGCCAGGGUCAAGACGCACACAAAGACACACACAGAUACACGCACGCACGCACGCGCGCAACAUGCACGGGCGCAGCAACACGUACUGACACGUCCACCUGUAGCCACAGCUGGCCAUGCUUACGUUGCGGUGGUAAGAAGGUCAGUUUUGUAUGUAUUGUGAUAUCCACAAACCUGAAGUGGAAAGGUAGCUGGCAGGGCCGGGGUGGGGGGGCAGAUUUAUAUCCGAUGGCUUUGCCCCUGCCGCACCCCCUUACUGCAUGGAUGAUGCACUAUGGGUAAUUGCUGGGGGUGCUCGCCAAAUUAAUCAUGCUUUUCCCAAUACAGUAUUAAGGAUAUUGUUUUUAAAAUGGCACUUUGUAAUGUAUUAUUAUUAUGACAUUACCGUACUACCGUAUGUAAUAUAUUAAUCUGUAUACUGUCAUUAUAUUUUUUUAAAUGUUAUAAUAUAUUCUUAUAUAUGCUGUAAUUCUCCAUGUCAUUCAAAGUGUAAUGUAUACACAGUAGUGAUUGACCUAUGGGUUAACUGCCCUUUGCCACAGGAAUGUUGAAAUCCCACCAUGGACUCAGGGCCAUAAUCAGAUUAUUGCUGUGUCCGAGUGGUGGAAUUCUUUAACUUUUAAGUUGGCAUACACAAUAAAAUGUGGUUUAUAUAUCAACCUCAAAAUGAAUAUGCAGCUCUCAAUUAUAUGUAUAUUGAACUUCUUUCGUACCGUACGUAGCCAACCGUGCUAAUCGGAGGAACUACAAAUGCUACAUUGUACUGCAUUCGUAUUUGAGCGUUAUAUAUUUGACUAGGUGCAAUCCCAUGAAGGCUAACCUCUAAUUGUAUACAGUAUACAGUACAGCAUAUGAACCAUGUAGAUGUUAUUCUUGUGUUUACAUUUAUUUACAUCAUGGCAAAUAACGAGUUCCCCCGACAACAAUUAUACUACCAAAGGUGGCAUUCAGCCACGUGCAACUAAAUUCAAUGUCAAUACUGAUGACCCAAACAAAUGAUGCCUAUAAUUGCAUGCAACUGCUACACAUACAUUCACAUUACAACAGUCAUAUAAUUGUACACGACAUAACAAAUGCCGGUCAGCGACACACAAGAACACUGAUAACAUCACAGAUGCUACAGCUGAAAAGACGGUAUGUAUGUAGAACUUCUUUCGCACCGUACGUCAAGGCCAUAGCCAUGGAGUCAACAUUGGGGGGGGACCACAUUUUCCGGGGGGUCACCCCCCAGAAAAACUAUCUAAAUUUGAAAACGAAUUUCCUGCCUAAAACAUAAAAAAAUGCACUAACACAUGGGAUUUACUUUUUAUUUAUUUCUUACAAUAAUGUCUAAUAGGGUAUUGUAUUACAUUGCUCUGUUUUUUUCUUUUUGACCUUUUUCUUGUUUCAUUGUAUGUAAUGGCAGAGAUUAGGGAUUAAUUAAGUACAACCAUGACAACAAUAACAUAAACAGAAAUCUAUUUUAUAGCAAUAUAUUGGAGGGGGGGAGGGCAUUUUGAGCAUAUUUGAAUAUUGGGGGGGGGAUGUGUGUGCCCCCAAUAUAUGUUAUAAUUACGGCCUUGUCGUACGUAGCCAACCGUGCUUAUAGGAGGUGCGAGUGAAGGCCAACACAGUAGUAGUACAUCAUGCCCAACCACAGCAGAUGCAACAUCACACAUACGGGGACCGAAGCGGCCACGCGCAUUGUGCAAUGAGCAACCACACGAAACACGUAAACUGAUGAUGUUACACCACUGGACCGCAUUGCAGUAGCUUCUGGUCUGUGGCCUAGGUUUUAUGUCUUUAACACACCGCAUGUGCCAAAGCUCCAUCAAAUAUCUGUGGCAUUUGCUGUAACUAAAGCCAUGUGAAAGCAAAACAAGAAAAAAAAUAUUUGAACGUGCUUUCUAAAUUGCUGCUAUCUGUAAAACGUUUGUGGCAUUUGUAAAACUUAUAAUUACGUUACCCUGUAAAAUAUACCCGUGUACGAUGUUUGUUACGCCGUUGGAAAAAUUGCAUGCGUUGUGUGAAACAAGUGUUCCGAAGUUCUGAAUCACAGGAUAAAGUGAAGUCGAUGUUGUUUUAAGUGGGUGCCGUGGAAUUUUACUGUAAAUGAGAACACUUUUUUACAAUGUACAUUGUUUAAACUUUGACAGCUGCAGUAUUUAACGGAGGUGAAAGGUCUGGAGUAAUUAAAAUAUUGUCAGUCUAUUGGCUGGUGGUGUAAAACAAAUUAAGUGGCAUUUUCCAUCAGUUUGUGUCACUGAAGCAUUGUGAUGUUUAUAAAAUGAAGGUAUUUUAUUCAACCAGCCACUAUAGCAUAUGGAAAUCAUAUAAAGUUGCAUUAAGAUAAAUUAUAACAGUUGGUGAUGACGAUGAUGAUGAGAAUGAUGAUGAUGUUAUAUUACUUCUGUAAUACAAUGAUGACCGAACCAACUUAGAUACAUUUAGAAAUCGAGUAAAAUUGCAUUUCCAAAUGGCCAAGAGGCUUCCCCAUCGUGAGAAGGCCACAGCCUUGCAUGUUCCUGCACUGCCCCUCAAAACUCAAUGGACCAAACCUGAGUCUCAUAAUCUAUAGUUUGUGUUUUCAUUGUGCGCGACAA
This is a messenger RNA of Lethenteron reissneri (Far Eastern brook lamprey), 5329 nucleotides long. RefSeq names its product synaptic vesicle glycoprotein 2C-like. Gene Ontology annotation, molecular function: transmembrane transporter activity. Gene Ontology annotation, cellular component: synaptic vesicle membrane. Gene Ontology annotation, biological process: transmembrane transport; chemical synaptic transmission. Lineage: Eukaryota; Metazoa; Chordata; Hyperoartia; Petromyzontiformes; Petromyzontidae. The record is from RefSeq and is a predicted model, not a curated record.